AUGUCCUCUCUUGCCUUGGUCCUCGCGCUGCUCCUCUCGAGCGGUGGCAUCGGCGGCGCGGCGCGGCAGCUGCAGGAGCUGCCGCCGUUGCCCAAGCCUGAGGUGCCACCAAGGCCGGACCUGCCGCCGCUCCCCAAGCCCGAGGAGCAGCCGCCGUUGCCCAAGCCCGAGCUGCCGGUGCCACCGCAGCCACUCCCUGUCCCGUCGCAGCCCCUGCCGAAGCCCGAGCUCCCCGUCCCCCCGCAGCCCCUCCCCAAGUCGGAGCUCCCCGUCCCACCGCAGCCGUUGCCCAAGCCCGAGCUGCCGGUGCCACCGCAGCCCCUCCCUGUCCCGUCGCAGCCACUGCAGAAGCCCGAGCUCCCCGUCCCCCCGCAGCCCCUCCCCAAGCCGGAGCUCCCCGUCCCACCGCAGCCGUUGCCCAAGCCCGAGCUGCCGGUGCCACCGGUGCCCCUCCCCAAGCCCGAGCUCCCAGUGCCACCGCAGCCCCUGCCCAAGCCUGAGCUCCCAGUGCCACCGGUGCCCCUCCCCAAGCCCGAGCUCCCAGUGCCACCGCAGCCCCUGCCCAAGCCUGAGCUCCCAGUGCCACCGCAGCCCCUUCCCAAGCCGGAGCUGCCACCCCCGGUGCUGGCUGGUGAGCUUCCACCGAAGCCAUGA
Miscanthus lutarioriparius is the source of this 654-nucleotide messenger RNA. Lineage: Eukaryota; Viridiplantae; Streptophyta; Magnoliopsida; Poales; Poaceae. The record is from the annotation of a GenBank genome assembly.